AUGUCGUGCGAUUGUUCCAUUUGCGAGGUUUUUGAGAAAACCAGCGAUGACCUGACCAAGGCCGCCCAUCGAGCAGAGUUGAUGAGUGGAAGACAGAAGCUGCACAACCUGUACCAAGGCAAAGGAAACAUGAGCGACGAUGGAGAGGAAGAAACAUACCGGAAGCUUAUGCGGCUCGCCGAGGAAGAUGGGUUGAAGGAUCUGAAACAAACGCUGCAACAUCUCGUAGCUAGCUGA
This is a messenger RNA of Cladophialophora yegresii CBS 114405, 237 nucleotides long. RefSeq lists its product as uncharacterized. The transcript has 2 exons. NCBI's taxonomy places the organism in Eukaryota, Fungi, Ascomycota, Eurotiomycetes, Chaetothyriales, Herpotrichiellaceae. Bases 1 to 237 code for a protein of 78 amino acids. The record is from RefSeq and is a predicted model, not a curated record.